AUGGCCCCGGUAAAGACCAGAGGCUCGAAGAAAGCCAAGGUGGUGGAUAAAACAAAACCCAGCAGAGAAGCUGGAUCAGAGACAGAGCCGAUUGAGAUAGAAGUCAUAGUCCGUCCACGAAAAGUGGGUUGUCUCAUGUUGUUUGUCGGCAACCACGAAGACAAGGGAGAAGAUGUCGACUAUUGGCGUGUACGCCUAGGCUGGGCAGGGGAUGAAGAGCUCUUACCACACUUCCCUGCUGACCUCUUUAGCCGUGACAUCUACCACCGCUACGAGGCGGUUGGAGAUCCCACACAGGUUGAAGUGAACGGACAAGUGCCUCCUCUCCGAUUUGUUUGGGUGUUUGAGACCGGGGAAUGGGUCGACAAGGCAGCAAUGCUGCGAGAGAGGGCGCAGAAGGCGCAUAGGGAGGAGGAAGGACGGAAGACAGAGUGCAUGGCAGCCAAUACAGAGGCGAAGACAGAUCGUGGGGGGAGUCGCCGAGCAAGAGCUCGACCCGUUGCCCCUGAUACGGACCCUAACGCUUGCCGUCAGGCCGCUGAAGGGACAAGCGCCGGAGCAGGAGAAGUGGAAGACGGCGCUAGCCACGACCUUCCUCUUGAGCCUGAGGUAAAGAAGAGAGGGAGAAAACCUGCGGCAGCAAAGGCAGCUCUCAAAGUAGCUUCCAAGCGCAAGAGGCAGCAAGGCGAGAGCGAUGAAAAGGCGGCCGAGCCUUUUGCAAAGCGGAGGAUAAAGGCAGCUCGAAAAUGA
This is a messenger RNA of Trichophyton verrucosum HKI 0517, 750 nucleotides long. RefSeq lists its product as uncharacterized. Lineage: Eukaryota; Fungi; Ascomycota; Eurotiomycetes; Onygenales; Arthrodermataceae. Bases 1 to 750 code for a protein of 249 amino acids. The transcript has 3 exons. The record is from RefSeq and is a predicted model, not a curated record.